Molecule: messenger RNA, 1400 nt
Organism: Rubroshorea leprosula
Lineage: Eukaryota; Viridiplantae; Streptophyta; Magnoliopsida; Malvales; Dipterocarpaceae
Source: the annotation of a GenBank genome assembly
AAUAUUCUUCUGCUUGUUCUUCUGCAUUGAAUAUAUAGGGUGGUGGUGGGGCUUUGGAAGAACCCACCUGAAUUAUUGUGCCAAAGGCAAUUCACUCGCCUCACCUUUUCCACGGGCAAACUGUAGUUUAAUCAGGAGUCAUGGGGAUUGUGAGGACGCUGGAGGAAGAGGAGGAGAGAAUGGGGUUCGAGGAGUUCCGGCGCACGGUUCUACUUGCUAGUGCUGCCAGGAAAGACGAUGAAGAACGCCGAGGAUUGCGCAUUUUAUCUGGAGAUUUCAAAGGGGACCCUGAAGAGAAGCUUGUUUGUGUCACCAGCGGCGUUUCUUUCCUGGGACUUGCCAUCGUUAACCAACUCUUGCUUCGUGGGUACUCUGUUAGAAUCAUCGUUGACAAUCAAGAAGAUGUAGAAAAACUGAGAGAGAUGGAAACAUCUGGGGAGAUGAUGAGGGCCGGAAACCGGAAUAUCUCUGUGGUUACGGCGAAGCUGACGGAAAUUCACAGCGUGAUGGAGGCAAUUGACGGGUGCGUAGCGGUGUUUCACACCUCCACCUUCAUUGAUGCUGCUGGAGUCUCUGGAUAUUCGAAAUCCAUGGCUGAAAUAGAAGUGAAGGCCAGUGAGAAUGUGAUAAAGGCAUGUGCAAGAACAACCUCUGUUAGGAACUGUGUGCUCACAUCUUCUCUUUUGGCCUGCAUAUGGAGAGAUGGCACCCAGCAUGAACUCUCCCCUGUGGUUAACCACCAUUCUUGGAGCGAAGAAUCUCUCUGCACCAACAAAAGGCUCUGGUAUGCCUUGGGCAAGGUGAGGGCAGAAAGAGCGGCAUGGAGACUAGCUGAAGAGAUGGGUUUGAAAUUGACCACCAUCUGUCCAGGUCUCAUUACAGGUCCUGAGUUCUUCUGUAGAAACCCAACAGCGACAAUAGCAUAUCUGAAAGGGGCACAGGAAAUGUAUGCAGAUGGGCUGCUAGCUAUUGUUGAUGUGACCAGAUUGGCAAAGGCGCAUGUUUGUGUGCUUGAGGCAAUGAACAAGACAGCAUCAGGAAGGUACAUUUGCUUUGAUCAUGUAAUUGAGACAGAGGAGGAAACAGAGAAUUUGGCUAGGGAAAUGGGAAUGCCAGCAGACAGGAUAUGUGGAAACCAAUUCAACUUCAUCCCCACCAGGUUUCAAUUAUCAAACAGGAAGCUUUCCAAUCUAAUGUCAAGAACAUCUGGAAAUUGCUAUCAUGAAUCAUGAAUGUUGUUAAAACUUGGAUUAUCUUUCUCUAUUUUCUUAGGCAAAGCUAUAUCUAAAGAUCAGGAUCUAAAGAUCAGGCACCUGAUUCAGGAUGUUUUCUUCACCAUCUUUUAGAGAUAUAUCAUCUGUAUUUUUUUUUACAUCUAAUUAUAAACUAUACAAGGGGGA